AUCGUCUCUCUUCAAACACCUUUUUUCCCUCUCUCUUUUCUCUGCGUCAGUUUUCAGUUUCAGGUUCUUUUAAUUUUCUUUUUUAUUUGCUUUUAAUCUCACAUUCCAUGUUUUUCAAAUAGGAUUUUCCUUUUUUAUUGAUAAAGAAAUCUGGGUUUUUUUUUUUUGUUUUUUUGAUCAUGGAGCAUUAUGGUAUGAACGAUUCUGCAGAUUUUAGGAGUAGUGCUGAUGAAUAUCUUGAAGCGGUUUGGAGACGACGUAUAGAGUUUAACGUGAACGAAGCUUUGUGGCGAUUACCACCUCUCGGUUUAAAGCUUACUCAAACACCAUCAUUCUUAGCAAGACUAGAUCAAGUGGAAAUAAAUCAAUUAAAUCGCCUUAACAACCUUCACAACAUGACCGACAACAUGACGGAUAAUGCUUAUACUGCCAUGGCUGCUACACCAAUGCCAAACGACUAUAUUUUACAACAUACAAAUAUGAGUAAGCUUAAAGCUGAAAAUUUCAUGAUGUCCUCAAUUACAAUCGGCUCAUGGGAGAGGAAAUCGAAGAAUGAAGGUGAUUUGGUAGCCAAAUGUUAUUUUGCUAAAAAGAAAUUGGUGUGGGAGGUCUUAGAUAGUGGGCUGAAAAGCAAGAUUGAAGUACAAUGGUCUGAUAUUUCGGCUUUCAAGGCUACUGUGCAAGAAGGUGAACCUGGGAUUCUUCAAAUUGAGUUAAAUCAACCUCCAUUGUUUUAUCAUGAGGUUGAUCCACAACCAAGGAAGCACACUCAAUGGAGAAUGGUUUCUGACUUCACUGGAGGGCAAGCUACUAGUAAUAGGAGGCACAUUCUUACAUUUCCACCAGGAUCCCUUGAGAGACCCCUUGAGAAGCUCUUAAGAAGCGACAAACGGUUGCAUCAGUUGAAUCGACAAGAUUUUCCAGAAAGCAAUUCUCCAUACUUUCCACCACCCUCUGUUGCAGAUGUUGUUUUGAAUUUCGGUGGACAACUUCAAAUCAGUCCUCCUCGAAUCGACCAACAACAACAGCAACCUCUUCUUUCAUUUGCAAGAACACCUGAUCAAAUGUAUCGCCCUCCACCACUUGAUUCACCCAUACCAGAAUACGGAAGCAGUCAAAUGUCAUUUUGGGAUCAACUAGCAAGGAUCAACAAUUUUGGAGAUAAUCAUUUCAUUGCAAAUCAAAUUGGGGGAACUAGAAUGCCAUUCAAUGCUACUGUUUCAUCUGUCCCGCGGGUGCCUUUCCGAAGCAAUUACAUACCAUAUCCACAGAAUCAAUUUCGUCGAUUUGCCUUUAUGCAGCAACAGGAGCAGGAGCCGGAGCAGCAGCAGCAGCAGGAGGAGCAGCAGGAACAGCAGCAGCAGCAGCAGCAGCAGCAACCAUCAAUGCUCCAAACAGUCAAUGAUGAAUACCAACAAAACAUGCUCUCCAACAACAAUUCACAAACUGUGGUUCCAAAUAGCAUGAUGACCCCAGGAGGCAAUUUUUUAGAAAAUCCAAAUAUGGGUGACAAUGGUGCGUUGAUGAAUAAUAAUAAUUUGCCUACCGAUAUUUUUGAUCCGCAGCUGUAUGUUCAACUUAUGAACAUGACGACCGACAACGGUUCGUUUAGUUCGUCGGGGAAUAAUUCCGACGGCAAUCAGGAGGGCAAUUAUUGGUUAUGA
Gossypium arboreum is the source of this 1664-nucleotide messenger RNA. RefSeq lists its product as uncharacterized. The record is from RefSeq and is a predicted model, not a curated record. The coding region runs from base 180 to 1664 and encodes 494 amino acids. The transcript has 6 exons. Lineage: Eukaryota; Viridiplantae; Streptophyta; Magnoliopsida; Malvales; Malvaceae.